UUUUUCACUCUGGGAAAAAUUUGAAUGUUUAGGCGAGCCGCUGGCUGAGUGUUCAUUCUUAAUAUAUGUUAGUCAAAUAAAUUAUUUUGCAAUAUAUUUUGUUAAUGCAACAUGUCGACAAAACAUUUAUAUGCAGAUCAAUUCAAGAAGAAUGACGAUGUGUUCAGAAACACGAUGGAAGCUAUUUUUCAGAAGUAUUCUAGUCUCAGUGAUCAUGGGAUAGACGUCUGUCUGAAAACAAUGACCUGCAGGACUGGUAGAGGUCCUGUCCCCAUUGACAGUGCAGAAGGAGAACGUGAGUUGGAAGCAUUAAAGACUCGGGUUAAAGGUGACUGUUCGAUGAGGGAGUUUGAGUACCAAGAAAAUGAUCAGUUUCAGAUGGACGUGUCAGGAGUGACUGAAGACGAUCUUAAUGGCUCCGGUCAAAAAGAAAACAAUGAAAAUCUGUGGCACGGAGGUGAAUCAUUCCAGCUCUCUAUGAAUCUGAAUAACACACCUCCUGAUUCUCUAUGGGGUGAGUCGUCUCAGCCUGAGGAAGAGGAUGAAGAACUAGAGAAAACACUGAGCAGCCAUGGCAGUACCCUCCUGGAUGUCUAUCCCAGCAUGCUUAACCAGAUCGGCGAGGCAUACCGGCGACAGCACGUGACUGAUACGGCGAGAGCCGUGGUGCAAAAGUACCGCCGCAAACACUGGCAAUCUGCCCCGACUCAUCGCAAUGCAUCCUCUAAGAACAGACACAACUGCACUCUGAACAAAACAACAGAGAUCUCAUUUACCAGUCAAAGUCCAGAUCGAAGAAACAUCAGCGACUGUUUCAAGAGCAAUGACAAACUACAACAUUUGCUCAAGAACAAACCAAGGUCUUCACCACUUAAAAAUUCAUCCUACGAGCCCAGUGCUUGUUUUUACUCACCCAGGAGGAACACUGCGGAUGUGAGCGGUGUGACGGAUGAGUGUCAGUGGACUGACUUGCAUUUAACCAGUAAAGCUGCCCGUGUGAUUGACUUGUCCACACCUCCAUAUUCGGGUUCCCCCUCAUAUAGUGACCAAUCUCCAGAUCUAGACCAAACCUAUGAUGUUGGACCAACAUCUCAUGCUGUUCCAGCCUCAUCAGUCCUUGCUUCUCCACGACGAAGCAGAGCAGAUGUGUCUAUUAUUGACCAGAGAGGAUUAUCGGUCACCUCCCGAACUUCCUCAUUGGACAAAGACUGUUUUAGGGACCGCCUGCACUCUCCUGUCCCCUCUCCUCAGCGCAGUCUCGUUGGUGUUUUAUCUCCAACUGGGAAAAGUAGCUUCAGACCUAGUGUGCUGAUCAUGGAAAGGCAGUUAAACUCAACAGCAAGUCCAAAGCGAAGUGCACCUUCUCCUUCGCACCCUCUAUCCCAUUCUGAGGUCCUCAGAUCUCCUUAUGGUGUCAAACAGGUGCCAUUGUCAUCACCCCGGCGGUCCAUUUACAACCACCCUGACCAAAGCUUAUCUGAAGUAGAGAAACCAUCCCGUUUUACUCCAUCCCACCGUCAGCGCUCUCUUUCUGGCCCUCAGUCCACGUACUCUUUCACCGAACCUCAGAUUGAUAUCGAGUUUAGAAAACUCUAUCACCACUUCAUCUGUCGUGGUACAUCAUCGCCGUGUCCUUCCUCCCACUGUCACCUGUGUGAGAGACACCUGAAGGAGAGGUCUCGAAGCCCCAGCUUUUCCUCCUCCAGCAUGUCUGCUCUCGCUCUGACACCCCUGAGGGCCAAACUCAAGAAACGCCGCCGUCAGCCCGAAGUGGAGGAGUCACUCCGAUUUAAACGCUUCCGAGAGAGUCGUUCUCCACUUAAACAUCUCCAGCUGAGAGACCCAUACAUGUCCCCUGGAAUAUCAGAACCUACCGAAGACAAACACACCUGGGAUAGGGCCGUCCUGCUGCAGUGCCCCAGUCCACGGUUCCUCAGUGGCACCGGAAACCUCAGAAGAAUCAGGGAGGCUAAAUUAAGCAUGCAAAUGAACCCACGUGCUUUGUCUUGGAGAGAUGCCCCAAGCGGAGUCCAUCCAGUAGGAGCUGUGUCACCCAUGAGACUGAUUAAUCAGGGUAUCUCCCCACUCUCUCCUAGUCUUUCCAGGAGGCGACUACAGUACGGUCUUCUGCAGUGAUGAGCUUUCCUGUACACAUCCCACAACCUGCAUUUCCCCAUGUGGGAUAAACACAUCAUAUAUAUAUAUAUAUAUAAAGUUCACCCUAGUGAAAAAGCACAGGGUGGCAUCAGUGUGUAGACACAGUGUUUUCUUCUGUUUCUGUCUUCUUGUUUAAAAUAUAUGUACAUGUAAAUGCAUCUGUGUGUUACAAUGCUGUUGUGUAAAUAUAUUUCCAUCAUUUAAAACAGCCUUGUGUUUUAAUAUAAUCAAUUUUAAUAGAACCCAAGUUUUUUUAAAUAGGUGUCCAGUUACUUGUGCACUGAUGAAUGGUAUGUUUGUCUGUAAAUAAUUCAA
Labeo rohita (rohu) is the source of this 2472-nucleotide messenger RNA. RefSeq lists its product as uncharacterized. The record is from RefSeq and is a predicted model, not a curated record. Lineage: Eukaryota; Metazoa; Chordata; Actinopteri; Cypriniformes; Cyprinidae. Bases 112 to 2136 code for a protein of 674 amino acids. The transcript has 10 exons.